AUGGUGCAGGCGGAGGCUCUGAGAGCGCCUGGAGACGGCCCAGGGUCCUCGGUCUCGGUCUCACGGGCUUCGACCGUCCCCGCGAUCGUCACCAGUGACCCCUCGGGUUUGACCACCAACAACAACGAUCACGGUAUCGCAGGCGAGUCCAGUCCCAUCACGCCAGUGAGAUCUGGACUGACCCGAACCUCCCACUCGUUUCCCAUUGGAUCCGCGGCGUCUGAUGUUGCUUCUGGUUCGAGUGGGAAUCAACAAGAUGCGACCAGCGCUGCGAGAAAGCCCUUGCGCCCAGGCCCCCCGCCUUACGGCUCUGGCUCGGGUUCUGGCCUCGUUGGCAGGAAUUCCACAUCAUCACCGACCAUCCUAGAGAGCGCCGACUCCAGCGCGAUUGAUCCGUUGUCACAACACAUCAUCAAGCGCACCAAUACCCAAAAGUCGAUUCCGCUGAAACUAUUGGGGAGAGCGUCCUACGAGGCUGAAGCUGGCGGCUCUGACAGAUACAGCCCUGUCGACCAGGGUCCGAACCGCGGCGACCAGGCACCGCAGAGGCCCCUUGUCAAAGAGAAGAAGAAAGGUGUUUCCUUCCUGAGUCGCAUUCUUCCCGGCAAAAGGAAAGAUCUAUUCUCCGAUGAAGAAGACAAUGUAUCGGAAAUGGGUAAUGCGCGCAAUGAUGCUCCAGUUGCUGCGCAACCGAUAGGCUUCUUUCCUAAGUUUCCACCGCCGCCAAAGUACGCCCGGGUUAGGGCUCAUUACAAGAAAGAGAAGACCUUUAACCGGCUGUUUCAAGCCCAGGAGCUGGAGGGUGCUGAGAUUCCUGCCCUCGUAAACGAAGACGAGCGUCCCGGAACGGGAGAUUCACAAAAAAGCAAAUCUUCUGGGAAAGCCAUUUGGGCCUUGUGCUUUUCGAAAGAUGGCAAGUAUAUUGCGGCCGCUGGUCAAGACCGCAAAGUUCGGGUCUGGCAGGUCAUCACAAACCCUGAAGACCGCGACAAUAGUGAAUCUGAUGGCGAGGAGGAUGAUUUGCCACGGCUAAAAGCGCCGGUCUUCAAGCAGAAGCCGGUUCAGGUGUAUGACAACCACAGCGGGAGCAUUCUUGACUUGAGUUGGAGCAAGAAUAACUUCCUCCUUUCCUCGUCCAUGGACAAAACCCACAGCGAUUUUGUGACGUCAAUUCAAUUCCAUCCCCGCGAUGACCGCUUCUUCCUUGCAGGAUCUUUAGACAUGAAACUUCGACUGUGGAGCAUUCCAGAUAAGAGCGUGGCAUUCAACGUGACGGUCCCGGAUAUGAUUACGUCCGUCUCUUUCACUCCCGACGGAAGACACUCGAUGGCAGGAUGUCUUAAUGGGAUGUUGAACAUAUACGAAACAGAUGGUCUAAAACCAGCUGGGAGCAUCCAUGUUCGCUCGGCACGCGGGCGCAACGCGAAGGGUAGUAAGAUCACUGGUAUCGACUCCAUGGUUUUGCCUCAAGGUGACUCGGAGGGCGCGGUGAAACUUCUAAUCACGAGCAACGACUCGCGCAUCCGCCUUUAUGACUUUCGGGACCGGACUCUGGAAGCCAAGUUUCGCGGCAACGAGAACACAUGCAGCCAAAUUCGGGCUACCUUCAGCGACGAUGGGAAGCAUGUUAUCUGCGGCAGUGAGGACCGCAGGGCAUAUAUUUGGCCGCUGGGCUCGGUCGAGAAAGAUGCCGAUAAACGGGCCUUUGAGGUUCUUGACACCCAAUCGGCGAUGGUAACGGCUGCCAUCAUGGCGCCGGAUUCGACGAAGCAGGUUUUAGGGCUUUCAGAAGAUCCGAUUUACGACCUCUGCAACCCGCCACCGGUAACACUGGAGAGCAACACCAAGAAAGAGAAUGCUCGACAGAAUCGCCUGUCAACGGCCAGCAAGCUGGCCCAAGAGUCGCCCGGAUUCCUUUCACGUUCGACGCAUCCAGGCGGGAAUAUCAUCCUCGCGGCCGACUACUCAGGAAAGAUCAAGGUCUUCCGGCAGGACUGCGCUCAUCAUAAGCGUCGGUAUGAUAGUUGGGAUACACACUCAACGAUCUCACGGCGGCUCCUGCGCCGGUCCAACUCUGCGCGACACAGCAUCGCCUCCUCCAUCGGCAAGGAUUCUUCCCACAAGACGCCAUCGGAACGUAUAAUCUCAUGGCGCAACUCAGUAGUCGGACAUGACAGCACGAACAACAAAGACCGCCAGCCGUCCAGGGCGGGAAGUCCGUCUCCUCAGAAGGCCAUGCGAGGGGCAUCUCGGAAUUCGAGUCCGGGACGCGGUUCAUCUGGCGCACGAGGUGAAUCCCGCUCAGCGUACACCGCGUCUCCGCCACCAUCAGCAUACAAGUCAUCAUUCUCAAGCCCGCGAUCAAGCUUCGCCGAGAAAAGGAAACGCACCGGCGCCGGCUCUAAACCAGAGGACCCUCGCGCGGCGCCUGCGCCCCAGUCAGCAGCCGCAGUAAUCAAAAGGGGAGACGUCAGCGACAAUCCACUCUGGCUACAAGGUGAGCAGAGCUAUGCCUUCUACAACAAAAUCACCCAGGACGCACUCGCUGUUAACCGCAACUCCCCUGGACUCCUGGGUCCAACUCCACGGCCUAGUCCGGAGCGGAAGCUCACUAGGGCUAGCGCACUCAGCAGCGAGUAUGCGUCAUCUAAUGCCUCUGAUGCUGAAAACGACGUCCUAAGGUGUGACAGCUGCUGGGGCACGAAUUUCAAGGCCACCAAGGGUCGGAACGGCAAGCAGCAGUUGAUAUGCGUGCGUUGUUCCCGGCCUAUCUCUUCAAUGGCGGAAUAG
Molecule: messenger RNA, 2790 nt
Organism: Aspergillus mulundensis
Lineage: Eukaryota; Fungi; Ascomycota; Eurotiomycetes; Eurotiales; Aspergillaceae
Exons: 6
Coding region: 1-2790 (929 amino acids)
Molecular function (GO): protein binding
Source: RefSeq, a predicted model, not a curated record